AUGCCGAGACUCUACAUAACUUUGAAAUCUAUCCCGACCCCAUCUCUACAAACUAAAGUGAAACAAAUGUGGAAUGAUAGCAACGGUAGAUGGGAAACUGCCUUGAUAAUCAUGACUGAAAAUGAGCAGUUUUUGGGUGUGUGUAAGAGUUUUAAUCAACCCUUUUUGCCUUUUCUAAUAAACCAACAAUUUAGAUUUUUUGAAAUGCAAAUUAGACGACAUAGGCUUAUGAAAGCUUAA
Clunio marinus is the source of this 240-nucleotide messenger RNA. The record is from the annotation of a GenBank genome assembly. NCBI's taxonomy places the organism in Eukaryota, Metazoa, Arthropoda, Insecta, Diptera, Chironomidae.